GAAUUUAAUUUUUAAUAUUGCUAGCUGUGAAAAAGUGUAAACAUCGUUCGUUGUUCUUUAUGGAACCUAUUUUUCUUUUGUGAUUUUCUUUAUAAAUAUUGAAAUUUGAUGUAUGUCAGGACUGUAAAUAUACGAUAAAUUGUAACUAUAUUCAAACACGAAAAUGCAUGCCCAACCGUGACAACACUAGCAAGGGUGAAAUUUAUGUAGGCUGAACGAAAUGGAUAACCUUCAGUCAGCAGUAAGGGACAGCUGCUUGGAUCAGAAUAGUGCUGCAAUCGAUGAUAGCAAAGCCACCGUUGGCGAUCAAUUGCUCGACGAGGAGAGUCAUACUCCUCUUUCAGAAGCGGAUGUGGUGUCUUUAUGGUCGGAGGAAGAGUUCGAUCGGGACCCGCACAGGGCGCUCUUCUACGAUGCCUAUCGUUCUACGGUGGUCACUCCAGAACUAGAUGACUCGACGGAAAAUGCAGAAGCAGGGCCUGGUGAACAAAAACCAUUGUCUCUAAUGGAUGAUUGGGAGUUGUGGGAUUAUAUGGAUGAGGAGACACUGAAAGAGCGUCUGAAGAAUCACCCAGAGUUGCUGGAGCAAAUCACUCGGAAAAGGAAGCGAAAAGCGGUGCUCGAUGAGAAUGACGACGACGAUCUUUGCGCGGUGAUGGAACGUCACGCUAAGGUGACGAAGUUUAAUGAGCACGCUAAGGUGUACUAGGACGAAUCUGUAGUUUCCGAUAUUUGUGUUUAAUUUUAGUCGAUAUUUUUAACAACUCCAGAUUGUGGGCUAUCAGAACCUAUAUUACAGUGUAUAGAUAUUAAAUUAUUUUGAACUUUAAAUUUGUACAUCAUCAUUUUCGUUAUUGUAAAUAUAUGAUUUUUGAAUUGCUUCAUGCUAUGAUUGUAA
Messenger RNA from Topomyia yanbarensis, 898 nucleotides. RefSeq lists its product as uncharacterized. Lineage: Eukaryota; Metazoa; Arthropoda; Insecta; Diptera; Culicidae. The transcript is spliced from 2 exons. The record is from RefSeq and is a predicted model, not a curated record. The coding region runs from base 221 to 709 and encodes 162 amino acids.